Molecule: messenger RNA, 1480 nt
Organism: Galdieria sulphuraria
Lineage: Eukaryota; Rhodophyta; Bangiophyceae; Galdieriales; Galdieriaceae
Product: MFS transporter, DHA1 family, tetracycline:hydrogen antiporter
Exons: 8
Coding region: 4-1455 (483 amino acids)
Biological process (GO): transmembrane transport
Molecular function (GO): transmembrane transporter activity
Source: RefSeq, a predicted model, not a curated record
UAUAUGGUUUGCAAUGAAUCAACUGAUGAUGCAAGUUACACUAGUCCUUAUAAUAACGACCCCAAUAUUUUAGACGACGAAACUAUAGUCAAUGAAUCUUUGUUAGGAACCGAAUCGAAUACUAUGAGUCAUCGGUUGUUGAACAGUGGUCCACCUUUACAUUUGGAAGGAGAAAGUGACUCGGCUAUAAAACGGUCCUGCAAUAUGAAAAGUCUAUAUGUGCUGGUCUUCUUAAAUGCUUUUUCUGUGGGACUAUAUGUGCCUUCUAUACCAGAAUUAUUGUUGGAUGCCUGUGAUGGAGAUUUAUCUAAAGCAACGUUGCUACAAGGUUAUAUCAGUUCUUUGGGUGCUUUCUUGGAAGUAUUUUCAAACUCUUUUCUAGGAAGCUUAUCUGAUAGGAGAGGUCGUAAACCCUUUCUCCUGCUUUCAUUAUUUGGACAAGCUCUGAAUUUACUUGUCAUAUGUAGUUAUCCAAAGUACACUGCAACCUAUUUUGUCGGCAGAGUUUUUUAUAGUCUCACCGCCAGUUUCUUGACUGUGAUCAACAGUUGUGUUGCAGAUAUGAGAAAUUUUCAAUCACAUUUAUCUUCAGCCUUUGGUAUGGUUGGAGCUUCUUUUGGUGUUGGUUUUGCUAUUGCACCAUCUUUGGGUGGAUACUUAUCCAAAUCGUUCGAUACACUAUUUCCUCUUUAUGUAUCAUUUCUGUUACAAGUUUUUUGUAUGGUAAAUUGGCUGCAAGAAUGUGUAAAUGGCUGUAUAUUUUAUAUGAUGUAUAAGGUUUAUGUUUUGUUACUUUUCCAAGAAACCAAAAUUCAAAUAUCUGUUUCGGAGAGCAAUCUUCAUAAUAUCGUUUAUCAUAUGGUCUCUGGAAUUCGACUCUUUUUAAGCUCCGAUGCAAUGACUCUCGUUGCUUUGGCUAUCGUCUUUCUAGGAAUGAAUGAAGGAAUUUUUACAAUUAUCUAUAUGUAUUGUCGUCAACGAUUUCAAUGGCAUACUACGGAGCUUGGAUUAUUUCUUUCCAGUGUUGGAGCAGUUGCUUUAUUAUCUCAAGGCAUUGUUAUUCGUUAUUUGGUUGGCCAUUUUGGAGAACAUUUUACACUGCUACUUAGCAUAGCUAUAGAUGCUCUUCAUUUUUUGGGUUAUGGCAUGGCAACUAGAGGUUGGAUGUUAUUUGUAAUUUUAUGGCUUGGAUGCAUUUCCUUUUGUGUCUUUCCUACACUCAACUCCAUUCUGGCAAAGAGAAUGCUGAAUGAAGAUCAUGGCUUGUUACAAGGUGGUAUUCAGAGUCUUCGAACUGUCACUCGAAUUGUGAGUCCUUUGUUAUUCAGUGAAGUUUUUCGUAUAAGUGUUCAAUAUACGCUUCCAUUGGGUAUUCCGUUUUGGAUAUGUUGUGUCUUCUGUCUUGCUGCUUGGUUCGCAAUGUCUUCUGCAUUGAAAAGAAUGCAGUCAGUCUAAUCUUUUAGUGGUGUGCGAAACAACA